CUGCAGCCGCCUGUUGAACGGAGGCAGCGCGCGGAGGUCGGCUCAGUUCCCGGGAAGAGACUGAUGGCGGAGCAGCGGGACUGACGGCGGUCUGCGGAGCAGCCAAGGUGCAUGAUGGGAUCUUUCCGGCGUCCCAGGCCUCGGUUUAUGAGCUCUCCGGUUCUGUCGGACCUCGCUCGGUUCCACGCCAGCUCACCCUCGCUACAGAUCUCCAACACCAGAGUGUGGAACAGUGUCCAAUCAGCUGUGAUCAAGGUGUUCCAGGGUGGAGCUCUGCAGGCCAACGAGCUGUACACGCUUAACGAGAGCAUCAGGUGGCUCCUUAAAACUGAGAUGGGCUCCUUCAUCACAGACUACUUCCAGAACCAGCUGCUGACUCGUGGUCUGUCUGAAGUCCUGGAUCAGGUCCUCCCCCACUCUGUGUCUCCCGUAGGUGAUGAGCAGCUCGUCGUCCUCGCCGACAUGUGGGACAGAUUCUUCACAGAGAUCCUCCCGACCCUGCAGGCCAUCUUCUACCCCGUCCAGGGUCAGGAGCUGACAGUGAGGCAGAUGGCUCUGUUGGCCUUCAGAGACCUGGUGCUGUUGAAGCUCCACCUGGAGGAAACUCUGGGAACUGCAGCCUCCGUCCCUCCUGCUGUCACACAGAUGCUGCUGGUGCUGCAGGGCGUCCAUGAGUCUGGAGGUCCCAGUGUGGAGUAUCACCAGUUGGAGCGUCUGGUGGAGAUCGUCGUGUCUCCGUAUCUUAGCAACGUUCUGCACAACAAAAACCAGUUCCUGUUAGAGUCUCGCCAUCUGCGGCCAUCGGGGUUGUUGCUAGGCGACCAGUCCCAGCCGGAGAUCACCGUCACCGAGCACCACAACUCCUCCGACUCGUCGUCUCUGGCCCCGCUGGUGGAGCAGGAGGGCGAGGCCUACCUGGAGAAGUCGGGCGGCGUGCGGCGCCACACGGUGGCCAACGCGCACUCUGACGUUCGGCUGCUGUCGGCGUCAGGCAGGAUGCAUGCUGGGACGGAGGAGGACAACGGGGUGGGAGGGGGCGAGGGAAGCGUGGAGUUUCUGGUGGCCGGCGGGCCGAUGAGUCCCAGACCGUUCUCCAGCCAACCGGACAUGGUGGAGUCUCCGAGGGGAGGAGUUAUCUGCUAGCCGCUGAGCCUGAUGGACAAUAUGGGACAGGAAAUAACAGGACAGUGUGGGAAUUUCAAAAUAAGACAUAAAAAAGACAAGAUGGGACAAGAUAACAGAGUAUGACAGGAAACAGGAAACAGGACAGUGGAAGUGUUGAUCCGUCCCACAGCUCCCAGCAGGAGGAACAGCUCCGGGUCCGUACUGGAUCUGAACCACUGAAUCUGGUGUUUAUUAAAGCGCUGGUCCUGGUUUGUUGUGGUCCUGGAUCAGGGUUGUUGUGGUCCUGGAUCAGGGUUCUUGUGGUCCUGGAUCAGGGUUGUUGUGGUCCUGGAUCAGGAUUGUUUUGGUCCUGGAUCAGGAAUGUUUUGGUCCUGGAUCAGGGUUGUUGUGGUCCUGGAUCAGGGUUGUUGUGGUCCUGGAUCAGGGUUCUUGUGGUCCUGGAUCAGGGUUGUUGUGGUCCUGGAUCAGGGUUCUUGUGGUCCUGGAUCAGGGUUGUUGUGGUCCUGGAUCAGGGUUGUUGUGGUCCUGGAUCAGGGUUGUUGUGGUCCUGGAUCAGGGUUGUUGUGGUCUUGUGGACUGCAGGUUCUGGUUCUGCUCAGGUCAUGUAGAUACGUUCUGUUUUAGGAUUGUUAACGAAUAAUAAAGAUUAAUUAAACUAAUUCAAACCUUUAAA
This is a messenger RNA of Dicentrarchus labrax (European seabass), 1798 nucleotides long. RefSeq names its product proline rich 5 like (gene prr5l). Gene Ontology annotation, biological process: TORC2 signaling. Bases 112 to 1143 code for a protein of 343 amino acids. The transcript is spliced from 10 exons. NCBI's taxonomy places the organism in Eukaryota, Metazoa, Chordata, Actinopteri, Moronidae. The record is from RefSeq and is a predicted model, not a curated record. Gene Ontology annotation, cellular component: TORC2 complex.